Messenger RNA from Misgurnus anguillicaudatus (oriental weatherfish), 7191 nucleotides. It is a transcript of the gene axl, whose product is annotated as AXL receptor tyrosine kinase. Gene Ontology annotation, cellular component: plasma membrane; signaling receptor complex. Gene Ontology annotation, biological process: multicellular organism development; cell surface receptor protein tyrosine kinase signaling pathway; cell migration. Lineage: Eukaryota; Metazoa; Chordata; Actinopteri; Cypriniformes; Cobitidae. Gene Ontology annotation, molecular function: transmembrane receptor protein tyrosine kinase activity; protein binding; ATP binding. The record is from RefSeq and is a predicted model, not a curated record.
AGAGAGAGAGAGAGAGAGAGAGAGAGGACAAAAGUUUAGUGAAGGAAUGUGAGUUAGUUUGAAGGCGGAAUAAAGACGUCCUGAUGGAAGAGAACAUAAGUAAAACAACAUAACUUGGAAAACUCUGGAGCGCUUCAUAGUUUUUACCUCAGGCACUUCGAUUCUUUGAGGAUUAAAAAGAAAGAAGCAAUUUUUUUAAGGAAAUCAGUUUACCGUGCAUCUUUCAUGCUGCAUGUAGCUGUCAACAGAUUGACAACUUCGUUUUCUUACCUUCAGUCUGUGGAUAUUGCUUUUUAUUAUUCAUUUCUCUUGGAGUUUACUGACUUCGCUUCUCCGCUGAAGUAAAAGCGCAGACUACAGCGAUGAGAUGAUGCGAUCCGAGUCCACUGUCACUCAUUUACAAAACCCGAACCGGAGCCGCCCGAAACCGAACCAAACAAUGAGCAAAACUCCUCAUUUAUUAACACUGUGCUUCAUGAUACUGAUGCGCAUCAGCUCAGCGGUACACGCGUCAGGACUACACUUUUCGGAGAGCCCAAUGAACGUGACUUCCUCCCUUGGUAAACCCGUGGUACUUCAGUGUACCCUGCAGGGGGACAGCAUGGACCAAGAUGCUCCGGAUGUGUUCUGGCUGAGGGAUGGAGAGCAGCUGGAUUUUGCCGACACCAACCAGGUGCAGAUGCCUGAAGAAGACAACAGUUGGCUGGUUAUCAGUAACCUCAAGAUUCAGGAGGUAAAGCUUUCAGACAUGGGUGCCUAUCAAUGUGGUGUUUAUUAUGGUUCAGAGGAGGUAUUAUCCAUUGAAGGACAUAUCCAGUUAGAAGGUCUCCCCCAUUUCUCAGUGGAGCCUCAGCACAUGUCAGUCGUGGCAAACGUUGGACUGAGUUUGCACUGCGUGGCUCACGGUCCUCCUGAACCUGUCCGGGUCAUCUGGCUGCAAGACGGGGCUCCUCUUAAUAACCUGAAUGACCCAAUAUCCCUCUCACCUUCAACACUCAACCUCACAGGCUUGAACAAAACCAGUUCUUUCUCCUGUGAGGCUCAUAAUCGUAAAGGUGUGGCAUCAUCUGGCACGGGUGUUGUGACUGUUCUUCCCGGCCGUCCUUAUGACAUUCACGCUGAAGAGAUCACUAAUUCAAGUAUUCAUCUGUCAUGGAUGACGGGCUUUGGAGGAAUCUAUCCCAUAAGCCACUGCACUGUUCAGGUUAAGUCUUCAGAAGACUCCAAUGAGAGGACGGACAGUGUCGAAGCGCUAAACAGCAGUCACCUGAUCUCAAAUCUAAAACCCUUCAGCCAAUAUGACUUCAGAGUAGCCUGCCAGAACAGCCAGGGUGUCUCUGAUUGGACGGCAUGGGAAACUAUCAGCACCAAUGAAGGGGUUCCAGAUUCGGCCCCAGAGAACGUGACAGCUAUGUUGAAUGGGACAGAGGUUCGACUGAGUUGGUCCCAACCUUCUGGAAGGAUUAAUGGCCAACUGCAGGGAUACGUGAUGGAGUACAACGCACCUAAUAUGGAACAGGUCAUGGUAGACACGGGUCUGGAAAAUGAAGUGUUUGUCAAUCUCUCGGCCCCUCUAUCAAACGUUUCCUUCAGAUUAUGUGCAUACACCGGUGCGGGGCAGGGACCCUGGACGCCCCUUCAAACCAUCACACUCAUCCCUGCAGAAAUGCCACUUCACUCCAGAGGUGUCUCAACUCCUGCAGCUUUCUCCUGGCACUGGUGGUAUGUGGUAAUGGCCAUUGCGGUCGCCAUUGCUCUAUCUGUGCUUCUGGCUGUAUAUGUGACGAGGCUCAGGCGGAAGGAGACACGUUUUGGUGAGGCAUUUGAGCCCAUGAUGGAGAGCGGUGAACUGGUGGUUCGGUAUCGAGCUCGACGCACAUACAGCCGACGCACCACUGAAGCUACACUAAACUCUCUCGGGAUAAGCGAUGAGCUCAAACAAAAGCUACAGGACGUGAUGGUGGACAGACAUAAACUAACACUGGGAAAAACAUUGGGCGAAGGUGAGUUUGGCUCUGUUAUGGAGGGUUCACUCACUCAGGAGGAUUCAGUGCUCAAAGUGGCUGUUAAGACCAUGAAAAUUGCUAUCUGUACUCGCACUGAAAUGGAGGACUUUCUAAGAGAGGCAGCGUGUAUGAAAGAGUUUGACCAUCACAACGUCAUGAGGCUUCUGGGUGUGUGUUUACAGACAGUUGAGAGUGAAGGCUACCCAUCUCCUGUUGUUAUUCUUCCCUACAUGAAGCACGGAGACCUUCACAGUUACCUGCUUUACUCUCGACUCGGUGACUCUCCUGUGUUUCUGCCCUCUCAGAUGCUGGUGAAGUUCAUGACAGACAUCGCCAGAGGUAUGGAGUACCUGAGCCGCAAAAACUUCAUUCAUAGAGACCUGGCAGCUCGAAACUGCAUGUUAAAUGAGAACAUGAAUGUGUGUGUGGCUGACUUUGGCCUUUCUAAGAAGAUCUAUAAUGGAGAUUACUACAGGCAAGGACGAAUCUCUAAAAUGCCCGUCAAGUGGAUUGCCAUCGAGAGCCUGGCAGACAGAGUUUACACCACAAAGAGUGACGUGUGGUCAUUUGGAGUGACUAUGUGGGAGAUAGCCACUCGAGGUCAGACGCCGUAUCCUGGAGUGGAAAACAGUGAAAUCUAUGAUUAUUUGAGGCAGGGCAACCGUCUUAAACAACCACCAGACUGCCUAGACUGCAUCUACUCCCUUAUGUUCUCCUGCUGGCUACUAAGCCCGAAGGACAGGCCGAGCUUUGAGAUCUUGCGCUGCGAGCUCGAAAAGGUCCUGGAAGAUCUGCCGAGCCAAGACCCGGAUGAGAUACUCUACGUCAACAUGGAGGAGUCCUCCGGAGAGCUGGGGGCCGUGGGGGGCCGUGACCCCACAAUGGGGCUCCCGUGUGCACUCGGGGCACUGAAAGGUUCUGGCACGGUGGCCACUGUCGAAGUGCACCAUCCUAAUCGUUACGUGAUCUGUCCUCAACAUGAGAACCAGCGCCUGCUCAAUGCAGACUCUGUAGAGAGUCUUAACCUGAUGGGUUCGGUACCCACCCCUGUACUUCAGCCCUCUUCCUGCUCCACUCCAGUGCCGCCCUCUGAAAAUCAAUUUCAAGAGGAGAGAGACAGUCUAGCGGGCAAGAAAUUGCCCUGGCAGUGAUGACUAAAACUAAAGACAUGCUGACUUUAAUGAAGAGCUAAGAUAUUGCUCCGAUCUCUUAACUUUGCACAAAAAUUCAACACACUCCAGACAUUCGGUGUUUAAUGAAACAGUUCACCCAGGAAUAUUGUUCCUUGUUUAAAUAUUCACACAGCUUUUUCACACAAGAAUGAAUCGAGUGUUUAAAAGACAGCCUGAGAUUUAAGAUGUUAUUCAACUUUGGGUACAAUGCUUGGUUACACCAGGUUUUACAGCUUAAAUUGAUGCUUGUGUGCAGUUUUAGCAGAAGGGAAACGUUAAAUCAUAUUUUAGAUAUAAUGAUCAUUCCCCUCAUAUUGUUGUUUUUAUUUAGUGUAGAUAUUGAUGGGUCAAGAUGGAAGUUUUUACUUUGUCUACUCAGACCGAAAACGAAAUGCAACAUAAAUAAUGCAUCCAGUAACACAGCUUGUUAAAGAGAUGUGUGCUAUUUAGUUUUUUUCAUUUAGGGGUUGAUCAGUCAUUAUCAUCAUAGAGGCUUGGGGUGAUCACGUUUUAUUGAAACACCUAGCAAUGCCUUAAAAAUGAAGUACAAUACCCUAGCAACUUGUAACCUCAGCUUUUGCAAUGGGUUAGGACAAAAAUGUAUUAUAGUUUUGUUUAAUUUUAGUUUAGUUUAGCACUUACAUUGCGUCACAGCUGGAUAAAACAUAAUGGGGUGGUUUCCCGGACAGGGAUUAGACUAGUCCUAGACUUAAACACUUUUAAGAGCUCUCCAAACUGAAAACAUCUUGCACUGACAUAUCUUAAAAUACAUCAGUGCCCUUUGUUUUAUCUCAAAAUGCACACAGGUAAUGUUUUUAGUAAGGCAUGUUUGUUAAAACUAGUUAUAUUUCCUAAUUAAACUCAGGCCUAGUCCUGGAUUAAGCUAAUCCUGGUCCGGGAAACCGCCCCAAUAUUAGUUUCAAAGCCCAUAUUCCAGAAAAGCAUGCACAUCAACCAAACUCAACCUUAUGAGAUUUAUACAAGUUAAACCAAGCAAAUCAGACUAGUUAAAGGGAUAGUUCACCCAAAAAAGAAAAUUCUGUUGUCACUUUCUCCUUAUCGUGUUGUAAACAUGCAUGAAUUUAUUUUUUCUGAUGAACACAAAAUAAGAUAUUUUGAUAAAUAAUUGUAAACACACAGCUGCAAAAGUACUUAAUAUAUAAUUUUAUAUUUUAUAUUUUGGCCAGGAAAAAUAUAUUUUUUUGCCCUAUGGGUUGUACAAAUAGAAAUGUAUUUGUUGCCCCUGAAAUAUUUGCUAAUAUAUAAAGGUUAAAACAAAAUAUAUUUUCAAAUAAAAAGAAAUAUUUAAUUAAGCUUUAUUUUCUACAAAAUGUAUUUAGCAUAUAUUCAAAACAUAUUUUUGGCCUAAGAAAUAUGGGUGUCCUUACCAUCAUUUAUCACAAUAUUUCCAUAAUAUUUGUUUUUCCUACUAUGGAAGUCAAUGGAUAGACUGUAAAAAAAGGUUGGACGACACCCGUUCGCUCUCUUCCAUUGGUGAAAGUAAAGCCGUCAGUGUCCCGAUAUGGCGCUGACAUCUGGGGGCUUGAGUCUGCGCAGUAGCGAUUUCGGGACCAGUCCUGCGCAGUAGUGAGCAGGCAGUAAAGCCUCGAAAGCAAGGCCCCGCCCUCACUCUCGCAGAAUGUGCAUAUCACAGCUGUCAAUCAUGACAUGACACCACCGUUUUUAUAGCAUUAAAUAACGAACUAAAAACAAACUUAUUUUAAAAACACUUGAAUUUACAUCAGCGUGAUAAAAACUACAGUAAAUGACACAAAGCAGCUUCGGAAAAAAGAUAAUUGAAGUGUAAUUAAAUUGUUUAGUUUGUCUCAAGUCCUAUUGAAUAACAUGGGGAGGCGGGGUUUAUGACCUAUACUGGGACCAGUCACUGGGGCAUGAUCGAGAUGUUUUGGCUUCACUUAUCAGGGCUUGUGUGGCACGCUUGAUGGAUAUAAUCAGCUCUGUCCUUAUCAUCUUUUAUCGAAAUAUCUUCUUUUGUGUUCAUCAAAAUAAAAUAAAAACUCAUACAGGUUUAGAACAAAAUACAGAUGAGAAAAUUGUGACAUAAUUUCCAUUUUUGGGUGACCUUUCCCUUUAAGUAAUGCUCAAUAACAUCAUGUCUAAGAUGAUCAUUUAGAUGCUGCUGUUAUUGAUCACACAGUAUAUUCAUCAUAAACGGUGAACUCAGGAGAUCUUUGAAUUUAAAAUGUCAAACGAUACAAAGGUGUGCAUAUUCAUAUUACUUGCUUUUAAAGGUCAGUAUGCAAAUAGCACAAACUAGCUUAACACUGCCAAUCUCUAGAAUGGGACUUAACUGGUCAAAGAUUUCAUCUCCCCCUGACCAGCAUCUUUUAUCCAAAGAAACUAUAUGGAAGAUGAGAGUUAUAUUCCACUGCAGUCAAGCAAAUCAAACCAAAUUGUCAACAAUGAUGAUGCCAUCAGACACAAAUCUGCAGAUAUGUAUAUAUACUUGAUUCAUUCUUAUGAGGCUUUCUGAAUCAACAGGUUGUUUUUUACACUGAUGUGAGACCAAUUUUGUGGUUUCUUUAAUGAUACAUUAGAUUCAGAAACUAACUUUUUGUUUUAAGCUGAUUUUGAAGAGUAGAAAAGGGCGGCAGAAUAGAUGGAUUUGAUACACAUACACCAGAUCUUGGCUUCUCAGAGGCACUGCCCCAGACUCAAGCACAGUAUUAUACAUUUCUUCUUUUUUUAUUUUUUGAUGUUUUUUUGUACAUUUGAUAUUUGCACUAAUCAUUUUUUUAAAAGUGUUCUAUUUGUGUCUUUGUUUGUUACACAUUUUUUAAAAUUGUAUACAAUUUAUUGGAAAUACUACUCCAACAAUAUUAUAAUGUUAUUAUAUUACAACAUUAAAACAAAAAUUUUUUGGAAACAUUUUUACCGGUUUUAGAUUCAAACUGAAUUACUUUUUCACAAACAACCUUAAAUAUUUUUUUAUAAAAUCUUUAAUUUUAUUUUCAUUACGUUAUAGUUACAUUAUAACUUUAAAUGAAAAUUUGAAUUUAAAGUAAUUUUUAUACAAUUUUAAGAAUUGUAUAAUGGUUUGGUUUAGGAUUUAUUCUGACUAAAUUUGGUGGGAGUAAGAUUGACUUUGUUACAUUAUCAAACAGUUGCAUGUGUUGAAAAUAAUUUGGUUUACCAUAAUGCUUUAAACCAUCUAAUUAUGGUGCAGUUUAUGUGCCAUUGAAAUGAUAAACAUUACUGUCUGCCAGCCUUUGGAGUAUAUAAAAGACUGAUGUCCAAACUUGUUUAAGUUAACUUUGACAAUAUGUUGUGUCAUUCAACUUGUAUGUAUAUACUUUGCAUGCUCACAGUUUCCAAUCACGAUUGUCUGUUUGUGGUUUUCAGUUUAAACUGGCUUGUUUCUUUCAUAUGGACUUAAAGGCCUUUAAAGGUGGCGUGUGUACAUUUUAGCGGCAUCUAGUGGUGAGAUAGCGAUUUCCAACCAAUCUGAAACAACAUAGUGACUAAACACGCUUUGUAAAACAGUUUGUCCAGUUAGGACUACUUUAGAAACAUGACGACGACUUCCAUGUAAAGAGACCUGCGGUGUAUGUAGAUAAAAACGGCUCAUUCUAAGGUAAUAAAAACAAUAUAGUUCAUUGUGUAAGGUCUUUAUACACCAUUGAUAAUAUAGUUUUGUAUAUUGUAUUGCAUUUGUGUCAAGAGGUCCUUUAAAAAGUUACACAAUGUAACUUUAAGUACCUCUGCUGACCUCAGGUUUGGACACAUUGUUCAAAGAUCUCAUCUAAAUUUUGCUGUCUCAUUGGUCUGUACCCAAAAGUGUGACGGGUACACAAAAGUGUGUUCUAUCAACAUAUAAACAUUCAUUCAUAGAAAGCACACAUUUAAAGUGCCUUCAAAGCCAGUAUUUUGCCUUAAAAUGGUGAACAUGUGUUUAGUUUUAGUUGUAUACGUCAAAUGUUGUCUAUAACAUCUCUGUCACUUGUGAUUUUGAUACACUUUUUGUAUUAAAUAAAUACUACCUGCACAGAUAA